AUGCUGCAGGUCGGGGAUGAGCCGGUGUAUUUCUCGGCGGUGUUUCUGCUGGUGGCGCUGGGGACGCGCAGCGCCGCCGGAGCCUCGCUGCUCACCGCGAGCCUCUACGUGUUCAUGGUGAUGUUCCGCUUUCCCCCGGUGCCGGCGGACCAGGCCGGCCGCGUCCUCCGGCCCGGCGCUCCGUCGGGCGGCGUCCCGGUGGUGGCGCUGCGCGGAGGCAGCUGCGACGCUCCGGAGAACACCGUGGCCGCGAUCAGAGAGGCCAGUAGAAACGGGGCAACCGGAGUGCAGCUGGACCUGAGUUUCACAGCCGAUGGAGUGCCCGUACUGAUGCAUGAUGAGACUGUGGACCGCACCACCAAUGGCUCUGGACCAGUUAGCAAUCUGCCGCUGGUCCAACUUAAGAAGCUAGAUGCUGCUGCUCGUCACAGGCUGAAGGACAAGUUCAGUGGGGAGAAGGUCCCAACCCUGCAGGAGGCAGUGGAGGAAUGCAUCAGACACCAGCUGACCAUCUUCUUUGAUGUCAAAGGUCAAGCUGAUAAGGCUGCAUCAGUGCUCCAUGAGAUGUAUAAGAAGUUCCCUGUCCUGUACAAUUCCAGCAUUGUUUCUUCCUUUGAACCCAAAGUCAUCUACAAGAUGCGUCAGACUGACCCCGACGUUGUCACGGCUCUCAUCCACCGGCCCUGGAGGCUGAGCCGCUUUGGCGAUGGCUCUUCUCGGUCCCCGUCCACAUGGGGUCAGCUGUGGACGGGGUUUCUGGACCUCUUGUUGGACUGGGCCCACCACCACAUACUGUGGAAACUCUGCGGUGUCUCUGCCAUCCUCGUACAGAAAGACUUCAUCUCGCUGGACUACGUUCAGUACUGGGCGGAGCGAGGUGUGGAGGUGGUGGGCUGGAUCGUUAACACUGCUGUGGAGAAAGAGUUCUACCAACAUCUUCUGAAGAUUGGCUACAUCACUGACAGUCUGCGGGAAGACUGUGAUCCACAUUACUGA
Messenger RNA from Cyclopterus lumpus (lumpfish), 996 nucleotides. Its product is annotated as glycerophosphodiester phosphodiesterase 1-like. Gene Ontology annotation, molecular function: phosphoric diester hydrolase activity. The record is from RefSeq and is a predicted model, not a curated record. Lineage: Eukaryota; Metazoa; Chordata; Actinopteri; Perciformes; Cyclopteridae. Gene Ontology annotation, biological process: lipid metabolic process. The transcript is spliced from 6 exons. Bases 1 to 996 code for a protein of 331 amino acids.